Molecule: messenger RNA, 1909 nt
Organism: Trichomycterus rosablanca
Lineage: Eukaryota; Metazoa; Chordata; Actinopteri; Siluriformes; Trichomycteridae
Gene: cd2bp2
Product: CD2 (cytoplasmic tail) binding protein 2
Exons: 7
Coding region: 132-1301 (389 amino acids)
Cellular component (GO): U5 snRNP
Molecular function (GO): protein binding
Source: RefSeq, a predicted model, not a curated record
UCCUCUAUAGGAGGCGCUGAAGUAAAACAAACAUCUGUUUACCCCCCCAUCACCAAAGAAGCAGCAGUUGUUUACGUCAUUUCCGUUUAAAAGCUUGAAUGGCGCAGAGGGAAUAACAGCAGAAAUUCAGAAUGUCUAAAAGGAAAGUGACGUUUGAGGACGGUGAUGGAGAGUUUAGUUUGGAGGACGAAAUACCCAAGAAGAAGAUGUAUGAUGAGGUGAGUGGUCCAGGCUCCAGGUUUAAGGAGAAACACUCACUGGACAGCGAUGAGGAAGACGAGGGAGAGGAUGAAGACAAGAGCAGCAAAUACAACAUCCUGGACACUGAUGACAUCGAAGGUCAGGAAAUGGCGACGAUCGACUGUGAUGAAGGAGUUCCCAUCACUCCCUUCAAUCUGCACGAGGAGAUGCAGGAGGGACACUUCGACUCGGAGGGGAACUACUUCAUCAAGAAGGAGAAGGACAUCAGAGACAACUGGCUGGACAACAUCGACUGGGUGAAAAUCAAAGAGCAGCCGGCGAAGAAGAAAAAGAAGGGCCUGUCGGCGAAGCGGCGGCGCCGGGCCGGAGACGAGGACGAGGCCGAGGAGGAGAGGCAGCGCGAGGAGAAGCGAGGCGACAACGAGGACGACGACGAGGAGGAAGAGGAGGGGGAGAAGGAACCUCAGGUGGAUCCGUUGGCCGGGUUGAAUCCCCGUCAGCUCACCGAGGCCCUGGUGAACCUGCUCCAGCCCGGGGAGACCGUCUCGGCCGGCCUGCGCAGACUGGGGGGGCUCGGCGGGCGGAAGAAGAAAGGACGAUCGAGAGACGAGGCGGGGGAGAAGAAGAAGGACGAGACGCCCGACAGAGACCCGGAGAAGCUGGAAAGACUGACGGCGCUGGCGGACAGGCUGGUGGCGAUGGGCGAGUACGAGAUCUACCAGCAGACGUACGAGAAACUGAACUACAGGCUGAAGAGCGCGGGGCGCAGAGCGGCGGCGCGGCAGAAGCGGGGCGCGGAGGGGGAGGAGGACGAGCUCGACAUGUUCGCCGAUCGAUUCGACGAGCAGCACGGCCAAGAGAAAGAGAAGAGCGGGGAGGAGGAGGAUGAGAACAGUGCAGCAGUGAGCGAUGAGGUGAUGUGGGAGUACAAGUGGGAGAACAAGGAGAACUCGGAGCUCUACGGACCGUUCAGCAGCCAGCAGAUGCAGGACUGGGUGGAUCAGGGCUACUUUAAAGACGCCGUUUACUGCAGACGGGUGGAUCAGGAUGGUGCACAGUUCUACAACUCCAAAAGACUGGACUUUGAUCUUUAUAUUUGAUUGGAGGAUGUUUUUAUGUUUCAGUUUUUUUUUUUUCAGUUUUUUGUGGCUCUGAGCUUUUCUCAGUCGCUGUGUGUUUUAUGUGUGUGUCUGAAAUCCGUAAGUAUGUGGACAGUAGAAGAUUAAAGCGCUUUUCAACCUCAUAUUCAUCUUGUCUGAUGCAUUUUACGAGCGGCUUAAAAUAGGUGAACCAUCGGACAUUCUGGGUUAAUGCACUGGUGUUGCUGGGUCAUUACUGGUUGUUUUUAUGACAGUGAUCAUCUUCCCAACCAAGUGGAAAUGACAUAACUGGAAAUUUGUUCUGAUGGUCGAAUGUAAUCAAGGAAUCACCAUGAAACAAGUUUGAGGAUCAGAUGUCCGCAGUCGAGUGAGCUUCACAUGCCCAGAUCAUCAAUCAGGACACACUUCCUGUCAGCACUUUUGUUCUUAUUUUGCUUGUUUUGUUUGAUUUUCUUGCUGAAAUGGUUCUUGGUGGUUCUUGUACACACACAACAGGAACAGCAGACCGAGAUGAGUUCGAACUGCUGGAGGUUGGGAUGUUUUCUUCAUGUGUGAGCCUUCUAACUGUUUUUGUUUUAAAAUAAAGAUGUUAGUGGAUGGCCAGAUCA